This is a messenger RNA of Spodoptera litura, 1578 nucleotides long. RefSeq lists its product as uncharacterized. NCBI's taxonomy places the organism in Eukaryota, Metazoa, Arthropoda, Insecta, Lepidoptera, Noctuidae. The record is from RefSeq and is a predicted model, not a curated record.
CGGACUAUUCGACAGAUCUUGCUACUCUGAAUGACCUGACUCUCUAUUUUGGACAACUGAUACACCUAUCGAUUGGAUAUCGACGACAUGGAUCGCUGUAUAAAUUGUACGAUUGCGAUUGGUCGCAGUAAUCCUAUAGGGAGAAAAGUCUUGGAGAAUGAGGCGAUUUUAACAGUUUUUCAUCAGUGGCGAAAGUGGUGCCCAAGACAAUACAAACGAAGGAAAGGGAGACAGCGUCGUAGAUGGGAAGACGAUUUCAAAACAAUAGCGGGACAUAAUUGGAUGAGACAAGCGCAGAAUCGCAUCCGAUGGCGAGCUCUAGGGGAGGCCUAUGCUGGACAGCAAGACAAUCUUCAUGUACCGGUGUCAAAUAGAGGCAAAUUCAGAAGAAACAACCAAUAAUAACGGAAAUACUAAUAAUAACAACGAUGACGGAGGUGAAUCAGAUUCAAUACAAGUAGUUCAAAGAGAUGCAGUAACAAAUAUACCCACCCUAAAUGAUAUUCAUGAGGAAAAACUUCAAGAAGAUGAUACAGAUACUGCUUUACAGCAAGAAAUGAUGAGAAAUAUCGAUACAACUGAGGCAAAUACAAGGUAUGACAAGAUUUUUGAUCAGAUGAAUAAUGACUCUACUGACACAGUAUUGGAAAACCCAGAGGAUAACAUCACAGAGUUAUCUUUACCUGCUGACACUUUCACAGAAAUGCAAAAUGACGAACAUAAUAAAAAGGAAUCUAACAAUAAUAAAGAAGGUAUAAAUCAAACCGAUAUCAAUGAUGAAAAAAGUCAAGCAGAUAAUGUUAAUGCUGAAAAUAAUGAUUGGAGAAGUGCUGAGAAAUCUGAUGCCUCAGGAGAGAAAUUUUCAAAUGAAGGAAAUGUACCGCGUGCAGAAACUAGUAUCGAAGGUGACCUUGAAGAGCUUAGCACUGAAGGAUAUUUGGAUAAGAAAGUUAGUGGAAGUUUUGAGAUACCAGAGCAAAGGCAGCCUGAAAGACGGGCACAAUUUGGUGGAAGGUUCAUGCAUGCCCAAAACUACGUAGCGCACGAUGACCAUACAUCAAUUUUAGAACCAGGCCCUAUGAGAAGAUUCGGUGAUGUAUCAGUACCUCAGUACCGACCCGUAUUGACUAGAAGUGGAUUCGUUUUCUCCCCGUCUCUGUAUCCAAUGCAGCCGGGGGCUUCAUUGUUAGAGCGGUUGGCGGGACGCUCGUUUUUCCCUCACAUUUCUCCUCACAUAAACAUGGGGCAGGAACAUUUUCACAAGCAGCGAAAAACGGAGACUAGAGUAAUUUCAGUACCUCGGUAUGAAGAUUCAAAAAUGAUGGAUGAUUACAAUGACUAUGGGCCAAAUACUAACACCUACUCCUACACCCCAGUGAGGAAAAUAACGACGCAAGCGCCCUUGCAUCAAAUCGCCGCUCCAAACAAAUUCAAUGUUUUUCAAAAACUAGCAGAAGCCUCAAAUCAUCCUCAGCCUCUAAGAAGAUCAUUUAACGACUUUUCCAGUUCUCAAAGACAAUAUUCUGAUAAUUAUGGACCAUAUGGACGAAGAAUGUAUUAAAAUGUAAUAAAAGUGAU